This is a messenger RNA of Tigriopus californicus, 1902 nucleotides long. RefSeq names its product heparan-alpha-glucosaminide N-acetyltransferase-like. The coding region runs from base 88 to 1845 and encodes 585 amino acids. The record is from RefSeq and is a predicted model, not a curated record. The transcript is spliced from 2 exons. NCBI's taxonomy places the organism in Eukaryota, Metazoa, Arthropoda, Copepoda, Harpacticoida, Harpacticidae.
UUUUCAAAGGGCCUACAUGUCGCACCAGUCAAGCUUGGACUCCUAGUCUCAGUUUCAGGUUGCACAACGGGGAUUUUGUUUUCUCCCAUGAGUCGCUACCUGAACGAAGUGCCCGUGUGCGGCUCACACACUGUGGCCCUGAAUCAGGCGUGCUUGAAUCUGGUGCGAUGGCCGUCCAUGUUCGAGUUCUGGGCCCAAAGCACGGAAUGUGUGGCGUGUCCUUUUUGGCACUUGACCAACCCUCGGGAUCGCACCCCCUUUCAGAGCCUGUUGGUGAACACCUCAUGGCCGACACAAAUUCGAGUUCAGGCCCAAAGCCAAGUGAUUUGCGAGAAAACGAUCCAUUUUGGGGAAUUCGGCGAGUACGUUUUAACCGUUGAUGAUCAUGGAUGUCACUGGGAAACCGUCCGCCAGCCGGUCAACGCCCUCAUCCCGCUGUACACGGCCUUAGGGACCCUUGUGCUGGCCAAAUUGAUCUGGAGCCUUUUUCGCCGAUUGUAUCGCCAUCGACGGAUCCGAUUGAUCUGCUUGAGUCUUGGCGGCAGACCCACCUCUCUGGUGGAGGAGGAUCUGGGCGAUGACUCACAGUUGAUCACGCCCUCGGAAGAGGCCGACCUACAGAUGGCUGCCUCUGUUUCUCUGAUUCAGCCUUUGGAAGCGCGUCGACGUAAGCCUCGUUUGCGGUCCUUGGAUGCUUUCCGAGGUUUGGCCAUCGUGAUUAUGAUCUUUGUCAAUUAUGGGGGAGGGCAUUAUUGGUUCUUUCAUCAUUCGCCGUGGAACGGACUUACCGUGGCGGACCUGGUCUUUCCCUGGUUUAUGUGGAUCAUGGGCGUUUCCAUUUCGUUAUCCACGCGCUCCAUGCUGAGAAAUUCCUUGCCUCGUCAAACCAUUUUAUUCCGCAUCUUCAAGCGAUCCUUGGCUCUGUUUCUGAUUGGGAUAUUCUUGAACUCUGACGGGCACAAUGACUUCCGCACCCUCCGAAUUCCGGGCGUCCUGCAGCGCUUCGCCAUAGCCUACAUGAUAGUGGCUGUGUUGGAGGCCUUCUUAAUGCCGCGUGAGGACGCUCAAGUCACGGGAUGGCGUUAUCAUUUCAAAGAUCUGACCUCCGCCUAUGGGCAGUGGAUCAUAAUGUCAUGUAUUCUAGCCGCUCAUACGGCCAUCGUUUUUUUGCUUCCUGUUCCGGGAUGUCCCACUGGUUAUUUCGGGCCAGGUGGAUUGCACGAUCAAGCCCAAUACUAUAACUGCACCGGGGGAGCCACGGGCUACAUCGAUCGCUUGAUAUUCGGCCCCGAACACAUGUAUCGUCACCCAACAGCCUGGAAGAUUUACUCAACUACGGUUCCUUUUGACCCCGAGGGUCUCUUGGGUUGCCUCUCCUCCGCUUUUCUAGUCUUUCUUGGAACCGUAUGUGGAAGGAUUAUCAUUCAUUUCUCUAGCAAUCACAGCCGAAUGGUCCGAUGGAUGGUGUGGACUUUGGUAUUGGGUGCGAUAGCGGGUUGUCUCUGCAAUUGGUCCAGGGAGAAUGGCGUAAUACCGGUGAAUAAGAACUUGUGGUCCCUCUCUUUCAUCUUGGGAUUGGGAGCCAUGACAUUCGCCACCCUGACCUGCAUGUAUUGGUUGAUUGAUGUCUUAUGUUGGUGGAGCGGAAGCCCCUUUCAUUAUCCAGGCAUGAAUGCGAUUCUCUUAUACGUUGGACACGAGGUGUGUAAAGGCUACUUUCCCUUCAGCUGGAAAUCCUUCUCGAUAACACACACUGAGAUGUUACUUAUGAAUAUUUGGGCAGUUUCCGUUUGGGUCAUGCUGUCAUUUAUCUUGUAUCGACUUAAAUUUUUCAUCACCGUAUGAUUGGACUCGUAUGCGGCGAGAUGGAGGAAAAACAAAUAAAGAUGAACAACAUGUUAA